AUGGCUGUUCACAGUAAAAAAGGCGCAUCCGCAAAGACGGAGAAGAAGACAAAGGCCAGCAAGGGUGCCGACACUGCACUUCCGCCAAAUUUGAUCUCGGUGCUCUCGCUGUUCUUUUCUGAAAAUGGGUUUCCAUCUACAGGCGCAGCUUUUACCAAGGAGCUGGCCAAAAAGUCCAUCAAAGCGCCUGAAACGGACUCGAAAGAUGUACCCUCUCUACUAGAAAUUUUCCAAACCUCCGAAGCCCAAGCGGACGGCAAGACGGCUUCCAGCUCCUCUGGCAGCUCAUCUUCGCGCAGUGACAGUGAUGCCGAUAGCUCAUCAGACUCCGACUCAUCUAACUCUGAUGUGGAGAUGUCCGAGGCACCAAAGCCUCAGCGGAAGAGACGCGAUUCGUCCUCUUCAGCUUCCUCGUCUUCGUCUUCAUCUUCUUCGUCAUCUUCUUCUUCGUCAUCUUCUUCUUCGUCAUCUUCUUCUUCGUCGUCCUCUUCGUCCUCAUCCUCGUCGAGUUCUGACAGUGAUGCUGAUGAUGAAGACGAGGACGAGGUAGCGCCUGCCCCUGGCCCUGCUUCUAAAGGAGUUAAGCGGAAGGCUGAAUCAAGCUAUUCUUCGUCCUCGGGAUCUGAUUCAGAGGAAGCUCCGAAAGCAAAGAAGACCAAAGUAACAUCGGUGGCUAAGGAAUCCUCUUCGUCCUCAUCGGACUCUGAAUCCGAUGCCUCUUCCAGCUCUUCUUCAAGCUCCUCGUCCAGCUCGUCCAGCUCUUCUUCAAGCUCCUCGUCUAGCUCGUCCAGCUCAUCGUCGGAUUCAUCUUCCGACUCAUCUGAUUCCUCGUCCUCGUCCGACUCUGAAUCUGAAUCCGACUCCGCCAAAAAGGCAGACAAGAAGGCCCUCAAAACCGCCACCAAAACGCCCCUUCCUCCUUCUGACUCGAGCUCCAGCGAGUCCUCAGAUGACUCCUCCGAGGGGUCCUCUAGCACUAGCGGUACACUACAGAACUCUGAGUCCGAAGCUCCUGCCAAAACGGCUGCUGCCGCAUCCCAAGCCCCUAUCUCUUCUAGCGCUAGCCCAGCUCCAGGAAACGACAACGGAAACGGCAAGAGAAAUCACACCGGCACUCGUCCUACGCCCCUAGCAGCCCUCAGCGAGCUUCCUCAUGACCACCCGUCCAACACCUACAUCCCUUACGCAUACGCCGAGAAGGCUUUCAAAGAUCUCUCUGUGACUCGCGGCAAGGGAUUCACUAAGGAAAAGAACAAGAAGAAGCGUGGCUCGUACCGUGGUGGCCCUAUCGACAUCGGUGGCGGAAAGUCGUUCAAGUUCGAUGACUGA
Molecule: messenger RNA, 1329 nt
Organism: Aspergillus puulaauensis
Lineage: Eukaryota; Fungi; Ascomycota; Eurotiomycetes; Eurotiales; Aspergillaceae
Product: nucleolar and coiled-body phosphoprotein 1 family protein
Exons: 2
Coding region: 1-1329 (442 amino acids)
Source: RefSeq, a predicted model, not a curated record